UGAUAUUCAUUUUCUAGCCCAGUCUCAAAUCAAUACAAUGAAGUACACUGUGUUAUUUGCUGCCUGGGUUCUUACCCUUUUCAAGGGUAACAUGGAAAUUGCUGCCACUGAGUUUAGCAGAAACUAUUUUGACACUUAUUAUGGAUAUGAUGGGUCUAUUGUCCACAGAGGCGUGAGAUCAUUGACUUACAAUCAUAAACGGUAUGAGAGAGAUGUCUUCUCAUCUUACAGCAGGGAUGGCAGCAAGAAGAUCUGCAACACAUGGGGAAGUGGAGGAUUCCGGACAUUUGAAGACAAAUUUUACUAUUUGUCAUCAGAAUGCAAAUUUGUAAUGAGUCGCCAGUGCAAAGACAGUUCAGAAGAUUUUAAUGUACAAAUCCGCCGUGGAUCAAAUGGCAUCCUGGAACACAUUUUCAUGAAAAUUGAAGGAGUCACAAUUAUUGUGGAUGAAGGGAUAAUUUCUGUUAAAGACCAAGAGAUAACUCUGCCGUAUGAUGACAAAAUGAUCAAUAUUCGUAGAUACGGAACUCGCAUUAGAUUUUUAAGUCGGAAAGGUUUGAUAUCUGUGAUUUGGAACCAGAAAGAUGCAUUGUCGGUACAAGUUGAUGCUGAACAGAAAGUAUGUGGUCUCUGUGGGAAUUUUUCAAAAGAACCACCAGAUGUGAAAUCUCUCCGAGAACACAAGAUGGACGGUUCAGGCUGCUCUACUAAAUUAAAUCCUAGUAACUGCGAAAAUGCCAAUGCCUGUAGUAAAGCCUUUUCAGAAUAUUUUUAUUCAUGUUCACAAAAAUAUGAAGAAAUAUGCAAGAAGGAUAUUUGUAGAAAGGACAUCAGCUGUACCACUUUUGAAGAAAUUGAAUACCGAUGUACUGAGGAUAUCGAGUCCGGAUGGAGGAAAGAUUUAGAUUGCGCCGAAUAUAUUUGUCCUGGAAAUCAAAUCUACAACAAAGCAGGUUCUUCUUGUGUUCAAACCUGUACUGAUCCGAAUCCUCUACUACAUUGUGAUAACGGUGUAAUUACCUGUGAUUGUCCAAAAGGCACUGUUCUUAAUAACAUAAAAAACAACAACCAAUGCAUUGACAUAGAACAAUGUCCUUGUGUAUUUGGUGGAGUGAUUUUUGAACCUGGGGAAACGAGGAAUACUUCCUGUCAAUCAUGCACUUGCAAAAGUGGAAAUUGGAACUGCUUUGCUUUCAAUUGCCCUGGAAGGUGCAAAUUUGAAGAAGGAACAUACAUUACAACAUUUGAUCAGAAAUGUUACAACUUGAGAGGAGAUUGUUCGUAUAUUGCUGCAUCUGCAAAUGACUGGAGAGUAAUCAUCAAGAUGCAGUUGUGUGAAAAUGCAAUGCAAGAGACAUGUUUGGAUACUGUUGAAUUUAUUAAAAAUAAGACCAGAUAUGAAUUUACCAAUGCCGGUUCAGUUUUAUCUGGGAACAGCCUAGUGAGCCUCCCUCUGAAGCAGGGUGAAAUAAUAAUAUUUCAACAGUGCUCAAUGUUCAUUCAGUUUGCCACAACAUUUGGUUUGAAAAUGCAAGUACAGAUAUCUCCAAUCAUGCAGCUCUAUAUAUCACUACCUACAGAUGCACAAGGAACGACAACAGGGUUAUGUGGGAACUUUAACGGCAAUGCAGAUGAUGAUUUCACCUCUUCACAACAGAUAAUAGAACCAACAAGUGUUGCUUUUGCUCAAUCUUGGGAGAUUGGUGAUUGCACUAAAGAAAGGGAUCCUCCCUCUUGUAUUAGUUCAGAAAAUGAAAAAAUCGCCAAAGAGAAAUGUGAAUCCUUAAGGGCUUUCAUGGGUGUUUUCGUUGAGUGUCAUUCUACAGUUGAUUACACCAAAUAUUAUGAAAUAUGUAAAGAAACUGCAUGUGUGUGUCAAAACAUUGACGAGUGCAUUUGUGCUGCACUGGGGGCAUAUGCCCAUGAAUGUGCUGCACAUGGUAUAAUUGUGGCAGACUGGAAUGGAGAUACUUGCACAAAAUGCCCUGAAACUCAGGUUUUUGGAUACGACAUGAGAGCCUGUAACCGUACCUGCAGAUCAUUGUCAGACGACGAUUAUACCUGUGAAGUUGAAGAUGUUCCAGUUUAUGGCUGUGGCUGCCCUCAAGGAAAGUACAUGAAUGAAAAUCAAAAGUGUGUUGAAAGUAAAGACUGCGCAUGCUACAAGAAAGGCAUAUUCUUUAAACCUGGAUACAGCAAUAAAAACUGCUAUUGCGAAGAUGGCAAAAUGAUUUGUGUUGAACCAUCCACCACAACCAAAAANCCUAGCUGUCCUGGGAAGAGAUAUAUUGACUGCGAUUCUUCCUCAAGCAAGAACAUUUGUAACAGGAAAUGUGGCAAAAUACAUCUUCCAUGUCCAAGUAAAUGUGUACCUGGCUGUGCCUGUCCUGAAGGUCUUGUGGAAAAUGACAAAGGAGAAUGCGUUCAACUUAAAACCUGCACUUGUUCUUGGGGGGGGGAAAUUUAUUCUGCUGGAAGCACAAUCAAUCAGGACUGCAAUAAAUGUACAUGUGAGAAUGGAGAAUGGAAAUGCUCUAAGAAGCUGUGUCCGAAGACCUGUGAAGUUUAUGGUGAAGGGCAUUACAAAACAUUUGAUGGAAAAAGAUAUGCAUUUGAUGGCAACUGUCGAUAUAUUUAUGUUGAGGACCAGUGCAAAGGAGAACUUGGUUCAUUCCAGAUAAUAACAGAGAGCCUCCCUUGCUGUGAAAAAGGAGUGAUUUGUUCACGAAGUGUCAGAAUUUUAAUCAAGGACAAAGAAGUGAUUCUGAAAGAAGAUGAGCAUAUCAACUGCACUGAUGAUUUCUGUUCAGUUUACACCGUUGGACUCUAUUUAGUCCUUACAUUUUCCGAUGGAAUCACUGUAACAUGGGAUAAACGCACAAGGCUUUCAGUCACGUUGGAUCCCCGUUGGAAAGACAAAGUUUGUGGUCUGUGUGGGAAUUUUAAUCUUAAUACUGAAGAUGAUCUAACCACAAAAGGGAAUUACUUAGUGGCUGAUGUUGUUGAGUUUGGAAACAGCUGGAAGGCUGAUUCCAUGUGUUCUGAUGUGAGUGAACAAAAAUUCCCUUGUGAAAGAAAUCCGUAUUGUGAGGCAUGGGCACAUAGAAAAUGUGGCAUAAUUAAAGAAAGUACAUUUCAACACUGCCAUAAAAAGGUCGAUAAUAAGCCAUAUUAUGACGCUUGCAUCCAAGAAGCUUGUGCUUGUGACAUGGAGGGAAAAUACCUUGGUUUCUGUACCUCUGUAGCAGUAUAUGCUGAAGCCUGUAAUAAAGCUGGUGUUUGCAUUGACUGGAGAACCCCAGAUCUGUGCCCUGUAUUCUGUGACUAUUAUAACAAGGAAGGUGAAUGCACGUGGCACUACAAAGCAUGUGGAACUGAAAUAAAAACAUGUUUUCAUAAUACUAUCACCAAGACAUAUUCUAAAGUGCUUGAAGGUUGUUAUCCAAAGUGUCCGGUUAGUGCACCGUACCUGCAUGAAUCUCACAUGAAAUGUGUUCAGUUGUCUGAUUGUAACUGCAUCUUUCAUGGAAAAGUAAUAGAACCACAUCAAGUUGAUGGCAACUGUGCUUGUAUUAAUGGACGCAUUACAUGUGAAACUACAACCCCAACAACUAUUACCUCAAGCACUUCUACAACAGAAUCCACAACCACAGCAACUACUACAACAGAAGGUACAAGCCCAACAACUACAACCACAACAACUUCUACAACAGAACCUACAACCACCAGCACUAUUCCCUCAACAACUUCUACAACAGAAUCCACAACCACAGCAACUACGACCACAGCAACCUCUACAACAGAAGGUACAAGCCCAACAACUACAACCACAACAACUUCUACAACAGAACCGACAACCACCAGCACUAUUCCCUCAACAACUUCUACAACAGAAUCCACAACCACAGCAACUACGACCACAGCAACCUCUACAACAGAAGGUACAAGCCCAACAACUACAACCACAACAACUUCUACAACAGGUGACAAAUUCAUUUUAUGUCAUAUAUUUUCAAAUAGUAAUAUUAAAUUGAAUCUAUUAAAAGAAUUGAGGGAAGAGAUAGCAGAGGCACUAUUACAUAUAUAUAAUAACUCAUUAGAAAAGCGAGCAGUGCCGAAGGACUGGAGAACCGACAACCACAACCACUAUCUCCCCAACAACUUCUACAACAGGUACACAUGGAAAUCCCAGCAAAAGAUUGUUCGAAUGGAAUGCCUGGAGGGACGCAUCCUGCUUAUGUCAUUCUGCAAAUAA
Molecule: messenger RNA, 4255 nt
Organism: Callorhinchus milii (elephant shark)
Lineage: Eukaryota; Metazoa; Chordata; Chondrichthyes; Chimaeriformes; Callorhinchidae
Product: mucin-19
Exons: 40
Coding region: 38-4255 (1405 amino acids)
Cellular component (GO): extracellular matrix
Molecular function (GO): protein binding
Source: RefSeq, a predicted model, not a curated record